AAGGGUGUGUGUGUGGGGGAUACACGUGGCCACUCCCCACUGUGGCACCCAGCACUGGGUGCAGCCCCCCCCCCCCCCCAGCCCCUUGGGUGGACCCCACGGGUGCUGCCCCACUGGCUGCUGGCCCUGGCACAGCGUGGGGAUGGGGGUGUCGAGGCGGCGCCCCCCCCCCCCCCCCUCCCCGGUGCUCCCAGGGUACCUGAAAGGCCCCUUUGUGCCUCCCGCCGCGGGGGCGCAGUGCCAGGACGGUGGCUUCCUGCUCCCCCCCCCCCGCCCCGGCCCCAUCACAGGGCUCAGUGUCACCGCGUCACCGCGAGCGCCGGCACCCUUCGCCCGGCCCCACGUUAAUGAUCCACCCGCCUGCGCCGCUGCCACCGCCAGCCCCCAGCAGCCGCCCCAGCGAGCCGUGUGUGUGUGGUGGUGGUGGUGACAGCCGAGCUGGGGGUCCUCGGCCCGGACAGCUCGGGGGGGCCGGCAGCUCCCUGCCCCACGCCCCACCCCUCCGUCCCGGCACCCAGAUAAGAGCGGCUGCUGGGAGCACCCACUUCCCGGCGCGCGGUGUGGGUGGGAGAGCUGGCCAGGACCAUGGCUGUGGCGACGGUGAACCUCCGUGCUGUGACUUCGUGGGUUGGCAUUGCCCGGCUCUUCGCCAUCGUGUUGUCCUGCAUCGCCUUCAGCUUGGUGGCCUCCACGGGGGACUUCAGGGGUCCCUACGGGACGUGGUGCAUGUUCACCUGGUGCUUCUGCUUCGCCGUGACGCUGCUGGUGGUGCUGCUGGAGCUGCUGGAGCUUUACCCCAAGCUGCCUCUCUCCUGGGAUGACUUCACCUCGGCUUUCUCCAUGCUGGCGGCGUUGAUGGUCUUCACCACCUCCGUGGUCUUUCCCUCCACCUUCAUCAGCAGCCCCUGCAGCGGCAGCAAGUGUGUCCGCCAGGCCGUGGCCACCACCAUCUCCUGCCUCUGCUUCCUUGCCUACGCCCUUGAGGUGGGGCUCACCCGUGCCAAGCCGGGGGACGUCAGCAGCUUCCUCUCCACCGUGCCUGGGCUCCUCAAGGUCUUCGAAGCCUACGUGGCUUGCCUCAUCUUCUCCUUGCUGGAUGCCUACAGUUCAGAAGCUGGCCUGCAGUGGUGCGUGGCUGUUUACUCCAUCUGCUUCAUCAUCACCCUCCUCAUCAUCGUCUUCACCAUCGGCCGGUGCCUCACCUACAUGCCUUGCCCGCUGGAGAAGAUGCUGGUGGGCUACAAUGCCCUGGCCCUGGCGAUGUACAUCACUGCCACCAUCCUCUGGCCCCUCUACAGCUUCAGGGGAAGGAGCCGCCCCGACUCCUGCGGCAGGAACUGCUGGUGGGACAAGCACCUGGGCAUCACCUUCCUCACCAUCUUCAACCUCAUCGCCUACUUGGUGGACCUGGUGUACUCCACCAGGAUGGUUUUCAUCAGGACAUCUUCCUAAGGGCUCCAGGUGGCCCCGGUGGGGCGAGGGGUGGUGGGACUCGGCUGGGUGCUGGUGUGGGGCUGCUGGUGGAGCUGAGGAAGAGGCCGGACGCCUCGGAAAGCUCCUUCUCCCCGCGCCGGAGCAGAGAGGCGUGGGGUGCUCCCGGGGCUGCCCGCCCAGGGGGGGCCAGGGGGGCUGGGUGGGGUGGACCAGGGUGCUCCCGAAACCCUGGAGCUGGGGAGGAGGGGGGGGUGGGGUAGGCUUUGGGAUUAAAUUGGGCCAUUUUUCA
Messenger RNA from Tyto alba (common barn owl), 1723 nucleotides. It is a transcript of the gene MYADM, whose product is annotated as myeloid associated differentiation marker. NCBI's taxonomy places the organism in Eukaryota, Metazoa, Chordata, Aves, Strigiformes, Tytonidae. The coding region runs from base 586 to 1452 and encodes 288 amino acids. The transcript has a single exon. The record is from RefSeq and is a predicted model, not a curated record. Gene Ontology annotation, cellular component: membrane.